AGGAAACACCACAUGAAAUACCACUUACUGUCACUGCAGCUCUCAAUGGACUGGGCCCUGUUUGUAAUUUUGCAAGUCUUGUUUCAGCCAUCGCUCUCAGACCUGUUCACUGUUGAGGCGGAUCGAAACACGUACAAGUCGGAGCUCGGAAGAGACGUGGUGAUGGGCUGCAGGUUUCAGCCUAAACUGUCAAAUCCUGACCCAGAGCUGAGGGUGACCUGGCACUGGAUCAAAAGUGGCGAUGUCCGGGAGGUGUACCGGAUGAAUAAUGGCGUGGAGAAGUCCGCAACUCCGGAGUAUCAGGGCAGAGUAAAACUCCUGACAGAGCAGCUGAGAAAUGGCUGGGCCAAACUAAAGCUCUCCAAUCUCCGGAUCAACGACUCUGGGACGUAUCAGUGUUUGGUGGCGACGGCAAAAGGAGCCGACUAUAAAACAAUAACUCUGUCCGUUGUAGCACCUUAUAAAUCAGUGACUAAACGCAUAGAGAAGACCGCAGAGGGGCAUCACGUGCUGUUGACCUGUCAAUCAGAGGGAUACCCCGAGUCGUCUGUUGUGUGGCAGGAUGGACGCCUGAAGGAACUCAGACCCAACACCACCACUGUACCAACAGCAAACCAGCUGUUUAAAGUCACCAGUCAGAUACGUGUCAGCGCACGGGACAAAAACAACUACACAUGCAACUUUACAAAUGACGGCCGCGUCGCAACAUUUCGAGUUCCAGAUGAAAUACCUAUUCCACAGAUAAAAAACGAGGCUCUCUACAUCAUAUUGAGCAUUGGAGCCGUAAUGGCCGUGAUCAUCGUUGCGGUGCUCAUCUACAGACGACGAAAAGGAUCCAGCGCUCUGAGUGCCAGGAACCUUCUGGGUGUUGAUCUGGGUCGAUAUUGUCCUUCUGCCACCUGUCUACAAAUACAUACAGAAAACGAGGAGGAGAGAACUAUUUUAAAAUGUGGCAUGGAGGAAAAUCUGGGGGAGUUUCUGAAAGAGCAUUAUUCCGACUCCUUCAGUAAAGAGUCGAGACGCUCGUGGGACGUUCUCACCGUGGAGGAGUUACCUCGCAGGCUCCAAAACAAUGAGGGCAAGGCCAUACAACUUCAAGCUGUGCUCCCAGAAGCUGGAGAGACACUUUUCCUCGAGGGACCUCCAGGGAGCGGGAAGACGACCCUAGCCCAGAUCCUGGUCUCUUCUUGGACCGAGGGACGGACAAACCUCAUCGAUCUCAGCACCCUCCGACUUCUCGUUUACGUCGACUGCAGUGCAGUGGAGGGCGAACUGUUCCAGGAAGUAUUGUCUCAACGCUCGCUGAUAAACACGACAGAGGACGAGCUGAGGACAGUGUUAACCAGGAGCAGCGAGGCUCUGCUGUUGUUGGACGGGUACAGAGAAGGAUGCAGAACUUUUGAUGAGUCCUUAAAGAGGUUCCUGACUGAGAGGGGGGGAUGCAGGGUGCUGGUCAUGGCCUCUCCUGCCAACUGCCCAACGCUCAAAGCGACAUGUGGAACAGGAGGGAUCCUGAGGCUCGAGACACAAACUGUGUGAUACUGAUUUAUGACAACAAUGCACUUGUUACGUUUUUAUUCUUUUUAUAUUCAAGAAGUUGUUGUCUCGUCCAAUUUUUUAAAAGCCCAAAUGCUGCAAAAUGUAAAUUUAAAGUAUUAUUCCGUUUACAUAGGAAAUGUAAUUAAUUUACAUUUUGUGUUCUAUGUUUUGUUACAUGUCAACUUUUUUUAUAAAGUUUAUAAAAGUUUAUAAAAAACGAAAGUAGCUACAUCUUUUAUUAUGUCUCAGCUUGUGAACGCAACAUCUCAGGAACGUCGACUUGAACUCCCAGAUGAACUGAUUCGAUUUUAGCGGUCAAAGGUCAAAGUACAAGGUCAUGGGGACCUCAUGUUCUUGUGAAAGUAAUAUAUCAGGGACAACCAUCGAGAAUUUCAUUACAUCUGACAAAAACAUGUACUUGGACUGAAGAAUGAGCAGAUCAGAGUUU
Messenger RNA from Hippoglossus stenolepis (Pacific halibut), 1987 nucleotides. RefSeq names its product CD276 antigen-like. Gene Ontology annotation, cellular component: external side of plasma membrane. Lineage: Eukaryota; Metazoa; Chordata; Actinopteri; Pleuronectiformes; Pleuronectidae. The coding region runs from base 13 to 1539 and encodes 508 amino acids. The transcript is spliced from 10 exons. The record is from RefSeq and is a predicted model, not a curated record. Gene Ontology annotation, biological process: cell surface receptor signaling pathway; cellular response to lipopolysaccharide; immune response.